Molecule: messenger RNA, 264 nt
Organism: Striga hermonthica
Lineage: Eukaryota; Viridiplantae; Streptophyta; Magnoliopsida; Lamiales; Orobanchaceae
Source: the annotation of a GenBank genome assembly
CUUUGCAUUCUUGUUGCUGGAGCUCUUGGUGGAAGGUUUGACCACGAGGUUGGAAAUAUCAAUGUUCUCUGCCGUUUUCCAAACAAAAGGAUAAUUCUUCUAUCGGAUGAUUGCCUCAUCCAACUUCUUCCAAGCAGUUGUCAUCAUGAGAUUUACAUCCAGCCGUCUGUUGAGGGACCUCAUUGUGGGCUCAUCCCUAUUUGCGGACCUUCGAAAAGUAGUACAACCACUGGGCUUCAGUGGAACCUCUGUGAGUGUCUAUAA